Messenger RNA from Penicillium psychrosexuale, 5946 nucleotides. RefSeq lists its product as uncharacterized. Gene Ontology annotation, biological process: post-transcriptional tethering of RNA polymerase II gene DNA at nuclear periphery; RNA export from nucleus; protein import into nucleus. The transcript has 7 exons. Gene Ontology annotation, cellular component: nuclear pore; nuclear pore cytoplasmic filaments. The coding region runs from base 1 to 5946 and encodes 1981 amino acids. Gene Ontology annotation, molecular function: structural constituent of nuclear pore. The record is from RefSeq and is a predicted model, not a curated record. NCBI's taxonomy places the organism in Eukaryota, Fungi, Ascomycota, Eurotiomycetes, Eurotiales, Aspergillaceae.
AUGUCUUUCGGAUUUGGAGGGUUCGGUUCGAACAACCAAAGCAGCGGCUUUGGCACUGGCACUGGCUUCGGAGCUGGCACCAGCACUGGUGGAGGCUUUGGCUCGACAGCUUCCCCGUUCGGAGGUGCUACUACUGGCACUUCAGGCGCCUUCGGUAGCACCCCUAGCACAUCUACUGGCUUCGGCACUGGCGGAGGAUUCGGAACCAAUACUACACCCCAACAACCUAAUGCCCUUUUCGGCGGCCAAACUCGCCCCGGUGGAUUCGGCACCCCCAACACUCCUAACACCGGGUCUCUCUUCGGAGGAGGCACUCAGACUGCUGGUACCACCGGCGGCUUCGGUGCUGGUGGAGGAUUCGGUUCUACCGGUACCACUGGCGGCUUUGGCGCCAAUGCCAGCGCAACCCCUGCGGGUGGAAGCCUUUUCGGUGGUGCCAAACCCACGGGCUUUGGCACUGCUACCGGUACCAGCGCAUUCGGCACUAGCGGUGGCUUCGGAUCUACCGCUGCCCCCACCACAACCGCCAGCACUGGUUUCGGCGGCUCAGGUACUGCUUUCCAAGGAGGUCUACCUAACUGCGAAGGUACUGGCAGCACCCCGUUCAGUCCCUGGAACGAGAAGGAUACCAGCUCAGCCAACACCACGAACCACUACCAAAGCAUCUGCUUUAUGCAACCCUACAGUAAAUGGUCUUUCGAGGAACUGCGCCUAGCGGAUUAUCAACAAGGUCGUCGUUUCGGCAACGGCAGUGGCCAAGCCGGUGGUUUUGGCGCUCCUGCUUUCGGCAACACUACAACCGGUGGAUUUGGUCAACAAAAUACCACAGCUACUCCUGCUUUUGGCGCUAGCACCACUCCGUUCGGAGGGGCUGCCACAAGUGCGCCAACCGGCUUCGGUGCAACCCAGACUGCAGGUGGAUUCGGCUCCACUGGUGCUAAUCCCUUGUUCGGUUCAGCAGCCAAACCAGCAACUUCCUUAUUCGGCGGAACUACUCCUGCAGCUUCAUCAGGAAGCCUCUUUGGGGGAGCCACACAGACCGCUGGUGGCUUCGGAGGCAACACCGGUACUGGAUCGGCUUUCGGCAACACCGGCGGGUCUUUGUUCGGUAAUAACAACCAGCAACAGCAGAACAAGCCCGCGUUUGGCGCCACUGGCACAACUGGUGGCGCCUUCGGUGGUUUCGGUAAUACCCAAACAACCACUGCCGCGAAUCCGUUCGGAGCUCCGACCGCCACAGCCUCACCCUUUGGUGGUGGUACUCAGCAGCAAGCACCAAGUGCCUUCGGUGGUUUCGGUGGUGCAAACCAACAGAACCAAACUCAAACUCAACCCAAGUCAUUGUUCGGCGGAUUCGGGGGCACCCAGCAACAGGGGGCUGGAACAGGUUUGCUCGGCGGUGCUGGCAGCACUCCAGCUGCUGGAUCUUCGCUCUUCGGUGGAGCCCAGCAGCAACCCCAGCAGCAGGGAGGUAGCUCACUCUUCGGUGGUCAAAAUCAGCAAGCUGGUACCGGAAGUACGCUAUUUGGCGGUUCACAGAAUCAACAAAAGCCCGGUGGUCUCUUCGGAUCUACCCCAGCUCCCACCACGGGUGGUUUCUCUGGCUUUGGUGCCUCGCAGGCCCAGCCAGCCGCUGGCGGUAGUAGCUUGUUCAACACGCAGAACCAACAGCAGCAGAAGCCUGGUGGUCUCUUUUCCUCUACUACGGGAACUGGUGGUGGCGGCAUGUUCGGCGGUGGUCAAACCAACACGGGCCAAGGCGCCGGCUCUUCGCUCUUCGGUGGUCAAAACCAGCAACCGCAGGGUGGCCUAGGUGUCAGUGCUUUCGGUGCCUCAAUGCCCGGACAACAGUCUCAGCCUGCCCCUGGUAGCUUCCAAGCGUCGCUUCUUGAUGGUAACCCGUAUGGAAGUCAGUCCAUCUUUUCUGGUCUUCCUGCCCCUGGUGGAUCGGCUCCCGGUCCCCUCGCCACGCCACUGUCUUCCAGCAUGAAGCAAAAGCAGCGAACUCCGUUGCCGGUCUACAGAAUUACUCCCAACGCUGCCAAUCGACUCAUCACUCCUCCGAAGCGUGGAUAUGGUUUCUCCUAUUCUACCUAUGGCUCGCCAUCUGGCAGCACUGGUGCCUCAUCUGGUCUUGGUAGUAGUCUGUUGGGCGGUGCUGGGGGCAGUAGCAGUCUCCGCGGCAGCGUCAAUGGCAGCAUUGGACGUAGCUUCAGCAAGAGUUACUCCACUAGCAACCUUCGCAAGACCUUCGAUCCAGAGGCGGACAGCAUUCUUUCUCCCGGUGCCCUGCAGGCUGGCAGCGUACGUGGUAACAGCAGUCUGAAGCGUCUCACUAUCAACCGUGGUCUGAGAAAUGAAAUAUUCUCGACCUCUCGCAUUGCCCCGGCCCCUCUUCACACCCCGGCCCCCCUGCUCACUAACGGAGAAGAUGCCCAGUCUGCCGACAAGCUGAAGAAAAAGGUCAGCUUCGACUCUCAUACCUCCGGGGUCAAUGGCGGAGAACUUGUUCACGUUGAACCUAACAGUUCCGAACCCUCUGCAGAGGAGCUUGGGUUCCUUCGCUCUGUGCGUAAGAGCGGUAGCCUGAAUGGUUUCGAUGCUGCCGGCACUUCUGAUCGUCCUGAGGCCGAAUCUACCCGCCGUGACCUUGCCGUUGUCCCCGAAAGUGCACCACAAACCACCAACGGUGCUACCGUUAAGCGUCUUACGUUCAUCCCCGGUGGUGACCCAAGACCUGGUGAGUACUGGAUGCAACCUUCCCGUGCCGAGCUUAGCCGGAUGACCCGCGACCAGCUCAGACAAGUCGUUGACUUCACCGUUGGCCGUCAGAACUGUGGUUCUGUUACUUUCAACGGCCCCGUUGAUCUGACUACCGUUGAUCUGGACAAUCUUUUCUCCAAUAUUGUGGAUAUUGGUCUUCGCAAGAUUACUGUCUACCCCGAGGAAUCGGUCAAGCCUGCCAGGGGCAAGGGACUGAACGUGCCAUCUACCCUGCGGAUUGAGAACUCCUGGCCCCGUGGUAGAGAUAAGAAGAGCAACUCCCCUGUCACUAGUGGUCCUCUGUUUGACAAACACAUUGAUCGUUUGCAGAAGGUGGGCGAUACCGAGUUCGUUAACUACGAAACUGAGACUGGAACCUGGGUUUUCAAGGUGCCUCAUUUCACUACAUAUGGCCUUGACUACGAUGAAGAGGAAGGUGAGAGUCACGACCAGAGCACCAUGAGUGCCCAAGGCCCUGACCACGCUACCAGCAGGGCUCACUUCGACCCCGCGUGUUUCGAUCAGUCUACCUUUUCUAUCGAUGAGUCCUUCGUCGGUUCCAUGAUUGGUGUUGAAGACGAUACUUUCGAUUUCAAAAAGCGCAAGCUUGUUCCUGGCUCUUUCGCUAACCAGGCCAUGCCUGUGGAGGAUGAUUAUUUUUCUGACGGUGAAACCGAGUCUUUUUUAGAGGAAGGCUCCACGGGUUCGACUACUGAGAAUGACGACGACGUCGUCACCGAGAGCCAACAGUCUGGCGAUUCGGUAGUUGGAUCAGAUGAGGCAGAUGAAAUGGAUAUGGCCGGUGCCUUUCCUACUCCUCGUCGCACCGUGGAGCGGAACGACUAUCAGAGCACCAAUGGUGACCUAGAUACCACUUACCAUAUGUCGAGACACUUCGGCAGUCCCGCAAAGCCUCAGCUUGACCUUAGUGGCGACUGGGCCGAGCAGCUGCAGCGUACCAUCAGCCCUCGCAAGCAGAACCGUGAUGCCUUGCGUGAAAUGCAGGCAAGCGCUUUCAUUGAUCGUAACCUCGUGAACGAUGAAUCUCCCACAAACAUUGCGACAGCCUCUCCGAAGAAAGGUUUCUCAAACAGCAUUGAUCUUAUGAACUCUUUGUUCCAGCAGCCGCGCAAGCAAGCCGCCCCUUCUCCGCUGAAGGCUAAAGCAACGCCAAAGGGCUUUGAGUGGCCUUACAACAAGCAACCCAAGACCUUCGCUGGCGAUACAACACAAAUGAGCGAAUCUGACGCCGCUUUCCAUGACUCUUUCAAACCCCGCUGGGGUCCCAUGGAUUCCCUCAUCUGUGUCAAAAAUGAUAUGGGGGACACAAUCCUAGGGGUAAACCAGACCUGGAAAGAAAGCUUCUCCAUUUUCAGCGAAGAUCGUGAUAUUGCAGUCAUGACAUACAACCAAUCUGGCGAGGUCAGGGAAAUGCUUGAUGUCCAGCGGCUUCAGUCCUCUAUCCAGCGCAUCGAUGGCACUCCUUUCGUUCGUAUGGCCAGGAUCGACCUGUCGCAGUUCCCUCUGUCACCAUCCACCCGUUCCCAGUCAGAGGAAGAGCGCUUGGUGUGGCAGCUUCUCAACAUCCUUUUCAAUGAUGAUAUUGAGGACGACAUCUCAGCGGGUGUACCGCCGCGCCUACGACAGCAAUUUGCGCACCGGAUCAAGAAGGACCGACUCACACGUCUUUGGGAGGGAAUCAUUCGUGAAAAGCACUCCCAAAACCUGGAUGCAAUUCGCUCCCCUGUGGAACGGGCCGUUCAUUUGAUUUGUUCGCACCGAGUGGAGGAAGCCUGUAAGACGCUGAUCGACAGUCAGAAUCCCCAUCUGGCGACUAUAGUCGCACAGAUUGGCCGCGAUGCUACCUCGCGUGCCGACCUGGCGAACCAAAUUGAUGUGUGGCGUCAGAACAACAUACUCUCGGAGAUGACUGAACCCAUACGAGCUCUUUACGAACUGGUCGCUGGGAAUGCUCUCCGCAGCGAAGGCAAAUCGGGCGGUGCGCUUGAAGACCGGGCCUCCACCUUUGGCUUCACCGAGCGGUUCGAUCUAGAUUGGUUCCAGGCCUUUGGUCUUCGUCUGUGGUAUUGCACGGCUGAAGAUGAGCCAAUCGAGGUGGCUGUCUCCAAGUUCCUUGCGGACUUGGCCACCGGACAAGAACCCGCCUUCCCCCACCCAUCGCACCAGGCCAGUACUCGUGCAGUCCCGCAGCCUGGCUCUGACACCCUUGGGCGCGAAUCUCCUCUUUGGGUUCUGCUCAAGGCCUUCUCGGCUCUUCAAGGCCACGUCACCCAACCCGUUGAAUUCCCCGCAUCUUUCCUUCCCGAAUCCGUCUCCGGUGACCGUCUCGCCAACCGACUGUCCUUCCAGCUACACCACUCGGGAAAAAACCAGGCCAUCAAAAUCAACCAGCACCAAACCGACCAACUCGUCCGGGAUUUUGCCUCUGAACUCAGUGCAGGCGGAAAGCUUGAUCAAGCAUUGUUUGUCCUCCUGCACCUCUCCCAAGGUAACGACCGAAAGGGCGCUGUCCAAGAAACUCUCGCCCGCUUCGCAGCUCAACUCCCCGAGCCCUUCGCUGCCGACGGCUCUCCCGAUCCGGCAUGGCAAUAUCUCAUCACUGAUCUCCAGCUUCCCGAAGCCUGGAUCUGGGUUGCCAAGGCUCUGUAUGCUCGCGACAUCGGCGAUUCUGCCCGUGAGGUCGACUGUCUUAUUCGCGGCAAGCACUGGAACGACGCCCACACCACCUUCUGUCGCAUCGUCGGUCCAAGCACCAUCAUCGAGGGCGACUACCGUACCCUCGAGACUCUGGUCUCCGGCUUCGGCGACGCCCCCGAGCGUAAAAUGCGCGGCUGGUCUUCUGGCGGCGGUGUCUAUGAAGACUUCCUCCGCCUUGUCAACUCCACCAGCGGCCGACGUGAUCCAAUUCGCCUGAACCGCCUAGUGAACGCUCUUGUUGCAAUGGGCGAUCGCGUCCAGGGAUCGAGUCUGGAAGGACUGGAGGAGCGUGUUGCAUUCAAGGAGAUGAGCCGGGCUGUCGCCGGCUGGAUUACACACGAGGAUGUUCAUUCCGUUGAAUCCUCCGCUGUCCUGGGCCUACCCUUGACAGGUGACGCUCGCGUUUUGCAGACCGCAGAGAUGAGCCGUCGAUACUAUGGUGUCAUCAUGGCUGGUGGUUAUUAA